Aspergillus ochraceoroseus IBT 24754 is the source of this 1603-nucleotide messenger RNA. RefSeq lists its product as uncharacterized. Lineage: Eukaryota; Fungi; Ascomycota; Eurotiomycetes; Eurotiales; Aspergillaceae. Gene Ontology annotation, cellular component: cytosol. The transcript has a single exon. The coding region runs from base 272 to 1537 and encodes 421 amino acids. The record is from RefSeq and is a predicted model, not a curated record. Gene Ontology annotation, biological process: beta-D-galactose catabolic process via UDP-galactose, Leloir pathway. Gene Ontology annotation, molecular function: UDP-glucose 4-epimerase activity.
AUUUUCUUGUCUCCGUCCAGUGGCUACUGGAGUAACUCUUGACUCAGAAUGGACUGGAACGGUUCCCCCACUGUAGACAAGGUGAAACUUGUAAGGACCUGUAAUACGGAGUACAGGGCGUAAUCAAUCCACAAUAGCGUCAAUCGGGGCCAUUAGAAUAGGACUUCGCUCCAUCCUCCCUCUUCCUCUGGCGGGCGGACAAGGGACAAGAGAAGAGAAGAGGUCCUCAGCGUCACAGUCGGUCCUUUCCCUCCCACAGUGAUUUCCCGUCAUGUCAUCUCCCCCCUCUUGUUUGUCGGCGGGCACGACGUCGCCGCAGUUCUGCUCAGAUCCUCCUACGCCGGCGACCGAAUUCGAGGACAAUAUCGAGGUCCCGGGCGAACACGACGAGGAAUAUGUGCUGGUCACCGGUGGUCUGGGGUUCAUUGGGAGCCAUACUUCCCUGGAAUUGCUCAAGGCCGGGCACAACAUCGUGAUUGUGGACAAUCUGAGUAACAGCUUUCGUGAUGUGUUUGACCGGAUCCUCUUGGCGGCCAAGGCCCACUGCGACAGGGAGCGCAGGAACUGCCCGAAAGCGCGCCUCUGUUGCGCAGACUAUCGAGACACAUCCGCCAUGCGGCUGCUUCUGGCAUCGUACGCUGUUGGGACCUGCAGAACCGAACCGAAACGAACCGGCAUCAAAGGCGUUAUCCACUUCGCGGCCUUCAAAGAGGUCGCGGACAGCAUCCAACACCCCUUGAAGUACUACAAGAACAAUGUCAAGGGCCUAAUCGACUGGAUCAGUCUGUUGGAGGAAUACGAUAUCAAGUCCUUCAUCUUCUCCUCCUCCGCCAGCGUGUACGGCACCUUGUCUGAAAACACCCCGCGGAUUCGAGAAGAGGACUGUGUGCACGAGAAACACGAAUACUCGAGCCCCGACGGCGUCCGGUUGCACGCGGAGCAAGGCUGCACCGGCAUCACCAAUCCUUACGGCCGGAGCAAGUUCUUUGGCGAGGCUAUUCUGGCGGAUGUCUGCAAAUCGGAUCCCUCCUGGACGGUAGUGGCCCUGCGAUACUUCAACCCCAUCGGCUGCGACCCCUCUGGCUUACUGGGCGAGGAUCCACGCGAAAGCCCAUCGAAUCUGCUCCCAGCGGUCGUCAGGGUUCUCACGGGCCAGAACCCAGAACUGCGCAUCUUUGGUACAGACUGGGACACGCCCGAUGGUAGCGCAGUGCGAGACUUUAUUCACGUCACCGAUCUUGCCAAGGGACAUAUCGCUGCCUUGGCUGCCGCGCAGGUCGGUCGGAUCCAAGGGAAUUUCCGUACCUUCAACCUCGGCACAGGAUCGGGACACUCUGUAAUUGAAGUGGUUGAGGCUCUCGAGCGAGUGAGCCAUCGAUCUAUCCCGGUCAAACGCGUUGGCCGCCGGCCCGGGGAUGUAGGCUCGUGUGUCGCGAUACCUGACCGGGCAGGUCAAGAGCUUGGAUGGAGGACGGAAAAGUCUUUGCGCGAUGCUUGCGAGGAUCUGUGGAAUUAUCUCCGAAUAGACCAGGCUUAAUGUUUUAUGUUAAUAAUGUCUUUAGUAAUUGAUAGAAUGUUAGUUAAUACAGUUUAUACUCUUCAC